CAGUGCCUGAAACUAGAUGGUCUCUGCACCUGGGUAACAGAAGCCAUGAAACGCCCCGUCCCUUUCCCUCUCCUUGCGGCCGUCUGUCUUCUGAUCCCUGGAGAACCCUGUGCAGGGACCGGAGAAGGAGAGGAAGUGCUGCCUUUCACGGCUUUGAUCGAAGGGAAGCAAAGCUGUGCUGGAGCCUUGAUCGCAGAGAACUGGGUGCUGACGGCCGCCCAUUGUCCCACGAAGGACAACCCUAAAGUUAUUAUUGGCGCACACUGUACGUCCCAGAACAGAAAAUGUGGCCACAUAUUUUCCAUUAAAAAGGCAAUUUCCUACCCAUGCUUUGAUUCAGAAUCGUAUGAAGGGGAUCUUCAGCUCCUUCAGCUGGCAGGUAAAGUGCCUAAAACCAAAGCUCUAAGAACACUUCCGCUACCCAAACCAGAAGAGGUCAGUCCCCACACCAGGUGUCACGUGGCAGGAUGGAGAAGCACCAGAAGAGACUCCUCCAAACUGUCAAAAAGCCUGAGAGAACUUAAUGUCACUGUGAUCGACCAGAAAAUGUGCAACAACAACAAGCACUAUAAUUUUUCACAACGUAUUGUUGAUCAUAGCAUGAUCUGUGCUGGUGGAACAGGCAAUUCAUGUGACGUGGUUUCUGGAAGUCCUCUGAUAUGUGAGGGCAUUUUCAGAGGUGUCUCUUCCUUUCGGGAGUGCUGUGGCCCUAAGAAGCCUGGCGUCUACACUCUCCUUAUCCGAAAAUACCUGGACUGGAUAAGGAAGACCAUGGCAGGAGCCGCCUGACCCUCCUUCCUCCAAGCGGAGAACUGAGGUGCCCACCGACGAGGUUGAGCAAAGGGGAGCUGAAGAAACACCUCGCGACCCUCCACCCUUGGGUGCCAAGGACACAGCCUGUUCGAAACUUUCCGUCAGCAUCCCGUCCUCUUGAUCCCAUCAUCUAGAUGUUCCUUGAGAAAAAGUUCCCCAGUUCAGUCACCCUUUGCUCUAUUCAGAAUUUGAGGACUGUCACCUUCGUGUUUAUCUGUAAAAGGAAGGAGAUCUCAGGAAAAGUUAGGAUAUUCUUUCUUCUUCAAGUAAAGCUUCAAAAUACCUAUGGCCUUUGAAAUCUAGAGCGUGAUAUUCUAUUCAAUGUGGGAAUGAGAGGAAGGGGGAUCGUCCCUGCCCACUACGUGCUUCCAUAUAUUUCCAUUUUCACAAAAGCUUAAGCUGUAGACAACGAGAGAGAUCCCGUGUGUGUUUUAGAUGUUUGGAAAUUUUAGUAUUUGAGGAUAUAGUUCAGAGCAUUGCAUGUUAUUAAUUACAAGUAGUCUGAAGUUUCAUAUACCAGUAGGCCUCUGUCCAGCCAGCACCCUGGUGUGUAUUUUGCCUUAGCUAGUGAAUUUAUAUAUGCAAGCGCUAACCUUAACACUGUUAUUCUUAAUAAAUUGUGAGACAUAAUAAAGAAAAU
Messenger RNA from Miniopterus natalensis, 1453 nucleotides. Its product is annotated as granzyme A-like. Gene Ontology annotation, biological process: proteolysis; positive regulation of apoptotic process; negative regulation of oxidoreductase activity. The record is from RefSeq and is a predicted model, not a curated record. Gene Ontology annotation, molecular function: serine-type endopeptidase activity. NCBI's taxonomy places the organism in Eukaryota, Metazoa, Chordata, Mammalia, Chiroptera, Miniopteridae.